Drosophila takahashii is the source of this 1035-nucleotide messenger RNA. RefSeq names its product TIP41-like protein. The record is from RefSeq and is a predicted model, not a curated record. Gene Ontology annotation, cellular component: cytosol. Gene Ontology annotation, biological process: TOR signaling. NCBI's taxonomy places the organism in Eukaryota, Metazoa, Arthropoda, Insecta, Diptera, Drosophilidae.
UUCUUAUCGAUAACAGCCAAGUGCAUUGUUUUCAGGACUUUUUUAAACAGGAUUUACACCUUGAAUAGAGUCUGCUACAGUUUCUAGCAGAUACCGGCCAUGUCAAACGAGCAGUGCUUUGUGCCCCGGCUGCCGGUGGACAGCGAGGCGAUCCACUUCCAUGGAUGGGACAUCAGCUACGAGAAGUCGCACAUCCUGAAGAGCAGCUGCAAGCUGGGCACCGCCGAGGUCUGUCCCAAGGACUCCGCCGACCGCUGCGACCUCUGCCACUACCAGUACUCCCUGGAGCUGCCCCACCUGCCCGACAUGGUGUUCCACAAGAACCGGCUGCUCCUCAAGCACAAGGACGGCGCCGUCCUCGAGUUCCGGCCCAUGGAGGCCCUGGCCCUGGUGGCCAACGGCAAGCAGCCCCUGGAGGUCGCCUGCGCCCAGGAGUGGCGGGAAACCCGCAACGAGCAGACAAUGGAGGAGAAGUUCAAGCCCUUCGACUGGACAUUCACGUCCACCUACCAGGGCACCAUGAACGAGAAGGUGCGCUCGGAGCCCACGGAUCAGACGCUCAACAAGUUCAAGCUGAUGCAGCGCGAGAACAUCAUCUUCUACCAUGAUCUCACUCUGUUCGAGGACGAGCUGCACGACCACGGCAUCUCCGUGAUGAGCGUGCGAAUCCGCGUGAUGCCCUCGGGUUUCUUCAUACUUUUGCGCCACUUUCUGCGCGUGGACGACGUGCUCAUCCGGAUGCACGACACCCGCUUUCACCACGAGAUCGAGAAUGACUUUAUAUUGAAGGAGUACAUCCACCGGGAGGCGCCCUGCUCCGAGCUACAGAAUUCCGUGGCCUUUUGGACCAAUCCCGAUGAAAUGCAGAACUUUUUGCCCGUCAAGACCAAGCAGAUGCACAAGCUCCUCUUCAAGUAGUCCAUUGAUUGAUCGAAAACAACGUAUUGGUUAGAACUGCUGCUAUGUGCGUUUAUUUAAUGCCACCACUGUGCGCAUGCGCAGACAUUAAAAGCGAUUUUCCUAAAAGGCACACUA